Loa loa (African eye worm) is the source of this 1534-nucleotide messenger RNA. RefSeq lists its product as hypothetical. The coding region runs from base 8 to 1534 and encodes 508 amino acids. Gene Ontology annotation, molecular function: snRNA binding; 3'-5'-RNA exonuclease activity; metal ion binding. The record is from RefSeq and is a predicted model, not a curated record. Gene Ontology annotation, cellular component: cytoplasm; Cajal body. Gene Ontology annotation, biological process: snRNA 3'-end processing. The transcript has 9 exons. NCBI's taxonomy places the organism in Eukaryota, Metazoa, Nematoda, Chromadorea, Rhabditida, Onchocercidae.
UUGCAGAAUGGUGAUUAAUACAGAUAUGCGUGAGGCCAAACAAUGUCCCGCCGAUAAUGUGUGCUAUUUGUCGUCAUUGUCCAAGAGCAGUUUUCGAAGUCAUAAAGGUCGUCUGUCGCAUAUUGUUGUAAUUGAAGUGAACAAGGGAAAUUUGAAUAUUACAUGGCCCUAUCUUUUGCUUUCAAUCCGGAAUGCGUCAUUUAUAUCGCUCGAUUUGGAACUCAGUGGUUUGGGAAGGCAAAAAGGAUGGCUAGCGAACUCGUUGCAAGAGCGAUAUGAUGUUAUUCGACAAAGCGCGCAGACCCGUUCAGUGCUUUCCGUUGGAAUUACGACGUUUCAGUUAGUAAGUAGGAAAGAAACAGAUGCAAAGAAAAAGCUCAAAUACAAAUGUCAGGUUUUCAAUAUACUUACAUUAUGCACCGUACCAUUUAUCGUUGAAGCAGAUGGGUUCCAAUUUUUGUCGAAACAUAAGUUCGACUUUAAUCGAUGGAUCAGUUUAGGCAUCCCGUAUGACUAUGAUACUGAAAAAGGAAGCACAAUGAAGACAUUAUGGCAUGAAGUAUUAUGUGCCGCUGUUCCGAUUACAUUACAUAAUGGACUUAUCGAUUUAACAUUUAUUUAUCAACACUUUUACAGUGUUCUACCAGAGACAUUCAGUGAAUUCGUCGUCAGUGUUUCUGAUUGGUUUCUAUUGCCGGAAGGCAUUCCUGGUCUCUUUGACUCAAAAUACAUCGCGGAGUAUAUCACCCGAUUUAAAGCAUCCUUUCUAGAAUAUGUUUUCAGGAAAUGUCAACGUGAAAACGCAACUGAACAAACACGUCAUCGAUUGUAUGUAAGCAUUGAGUUCGAUUUCACACCUACAGAAACGGACUUGAAAAAUACUAUUGAUAUAGUCGAUUGUAAAUUGCCGAAUGAUUUUGAUGCGGGUACUUCGGUAGAGUCCUGUCACAUUAGUGACGAACAAAAGAAUUCACUUUGCAAACGAUAUUCGAACUAUGGGUUCUGUCGCACCGAAGACUGUUCAUAUGUCCAUGACGUUGACAUCCUACUGAACUUAGAGGAGCAAAAGCAAGCAAGGGUUCGUGGAAGACGGAAAAGAAGAUACGAUUAUGAGUCGAAAUUGUCUGAGUCGGGAUCAAUUGAUGAUCGGAAGGACAAAGUUUUAGUGUUAGCAAACAGAGAAGGAACUGCUAUGAAAGAUCAGAUUUCAGUGAACAUUUUGAAGCAGAGCGAAACAAAGAAAACGUCAGUUAAUCAGGCUCAGCCAACUGGUUUAUUGCAGUCAGUUACAGGUUGCCAUCGUGCUGGUGUCGACUCAUUUAUGACUGGGUUUGCAGUGGUAUUUAUGCAGCGUAUGAAUCUUUUACGAGUUGGGAAUUUUGAUCCGAAAUGCGGCAAUCGAAUGGCUUUACCAGGCAAGAUGACACCGCUGGUGUUUCAUAAAAGUGGUUAUACCAAAGCAGCAGAUGAUCAUGUAGCAAAAUGGAUCGAAAUUGAACGUGAACGAAACCGCAGAGUACAAUUACGAAUUUAG